Molecule: messenger RNA, 633 nt
Organism: Knipowitschia caucasica
Lineage: Eukaryota; Metazoa; Chordata; Actinopteri; Gobiiformes; Gobiidae
Source: the annotation of a GenBank genome assembly
AUGCGGACGACGUUGGCACAGCGCCCGUUUCAGCGGGUUGCGGCAGACAUAUUGGAGUUGCCGGUCACGUCGAGAGGAAACCGCUAUGUUCUGGUGGUGGAAGACUAUUUCACCAAACGUUUGGAUGCUGCUUUUCGCCAGAGUCGCGAUAACAGUGUGACUGCGAGUGACAAACAGAGGACCUUUUAUGACACCAGAGAGAGACACAGGCCUUACGAAAUUGGGGAUUUAGUGUGGCUUCAUGACCCAACUGAGAGCCGCCGUAAAUUGGCCCCACACUGGAAGGGGCCUUACAUUAUUGAGCGGAGACAGGACCGUGACGACGUGGUUGGGGUUACAUAUGUGAUUGGAAGUCCAUUUGGGGAAGAAGCCCCCAAACAGACAAUUCACUAUGAUCGACUACGUCCCUAUUGUUUGCCGAGUCCUGUUCCUUUGGCUGGCCCACCGAGAAGUGCCGCUCUAAGUACACAGGGCCCUGUGACCUACGAUGCACUCUCCUCACACGGUGAGCCUGCUGUGUCCACCCCUUCGCCAGAGAGGGAACAGGACCCUAUUGGUCGUCAGGUGCAGGUGUCGCGUUCUGGACGACACAGUAAGGCGCCUGGAAGUUAUGCUGACUAUGUUAUGGGUUAA